CACCACCUAGCCUUCUUCCCGUUCCCUCGGUUCGGUCCGGCGGCCAUGGCGGAGGAGCAGCAGCAGCAGCAGCAGCAGAGGUGGCAGGACGGCCACCGCCUGUGCGCCAACAACUGCGGCUUCUUCGGCAGCCCCGCGACGCUGGACCUCUGCUCCAAGUGCUACCGCGACCUGUACCCGCAGGAGCAGCAGCAGCCAGCACCAGCGGGCCCCUUCGUUCCUGCCGCGUCGGCCUUCCAUCCUUCCUCCUCGUCGGUCUCUCCCGAGCCCGAGCCUCCGGCGGCCUCUGCUGCAGGCGCCAAGGCCGGCAGGUGCGCCAGCUGCCGGAAGCGCGUGGGCCUGACGGGGUUCGCGUGCCGCUGCGGCGCCACCUUCUGCGGCGUGCACCGGUACCCGGAGCGGCACGCGUGCGCCUUCGACUUCCGCGCCGCCGGCCGCGACGCCAUCGCGCGCGCCAACCCCGUCGUCAAGGGCGACAAGCUCAAGGACAAGAUCUGAGGAGCCUCCUAUCCCAUCAAAGUUCAUCCCUUUCCCUUGUCGAUCGGCGGGACUCCGGAAGAGGAGGGACGGACGACGGCCGGAAUUGGAUCGUCGGAUUGUACUAUACGAACUAGUACUCCCGUGUACUCUACGAUUGGUGGUGUAAGCCAUGUAAAGCUGGCGGUGAAAUCGCUGGCCGUUGAUUGGAAUGAAAAAACAUUCAAAUGGAAAACGAAACCCAUUGGCUUCAGAAAA
This is a messenger RNA of Sorghum bicolor (sorghum), 735 nucleotides long. RefSeq names its product zinc finger A20 and AN1 domain-containing stress-associated protein 5. Bases 46 to 498 code for a protein of 150 amino acids. The record is from RefSeq and is a predicted model, not a curated record. The transcript has a single exon. Gene Ontology annotation, molecular function: DNA binding; zinc ion binding. Lineage: Eukaryota; Viridiplantae; Streptophyta; Magnoliopsida; Poales; Poaceae.